CACUGAACUGUCCAAUGGUCAGUAGGAAGGUAGAGGUUGAGGUCUGCAUAUUAUUAACAUGUUAUUAUUGAAGGUGUUUAGAUAUUGAUCCUGUAUUUCGUGUUAGUUACAAACUCGCGUCUUGGACACCCAGUUUAAACUGUACUAUUGUAUACACAUAUACGUUAGGAAAAAUCGCGAAAAUGCCUAAAAGGAGGUCACCAGAAGAGGCCGAUGGUGCGGCAGUGAAAAAAGAGCCAACAAGAAGAUCCCAGAGGUUGUCGGCGAAAGUGUCCGAACCGACACCGGAGCCCAGGCCUAAGAAGGCCGCCGUCAAGAAGGCGGCGGACGACAAGAAGGGCAAGAAAGGAGGGAAGGGGAAAAAGGAGGAUAAGCCAGAGGACGUGCCAGCGGAGAACGGCGAAACCAAGACAGAGGAGAUCUGUGUAUCUCGUUCAUCUGUUAGCGUGUCAGCCUCAAGGAGUGCCCCACCCAGCUUGCUGUCAGUCAAAGGGCACACUGUGACUGUGAGAGUAAAGGGAAACUGAGGGAGCCGAGCCCGCAGCGGAGGGGAAGGAAUGAGCGGGACGUCUCACACACAAAACUUUCAGUUGGAUUUUAUGCACCUCUUGUACAAUGGGAAAGAAGGAUAUUUUUUAUCAAGUAUUUUGUAAAUGCUAAUUUUUUUAGACCCCCCCCCCCUCCCCCCCGUGGUAGUGGGAUUUAAACCAGUUGUACACUGUUCACACUCUCAUUCUUCGGUUAGCGCCUCUGUUCCUUAAAGCCUCCUCUUCACCUCUUCAGAACCCAGCACAAGGCGUGAGCGGUUUGUUUUAAACAUGGCCGACGGCAGCGGGCGGGGCGAGACGGUUUUGGGCCCGGCGAGUGCCGCAGGGUCACCAGCAACGCUAUCACGGCUCAUUUCCUCUGCAGCUCCGAUCUCCACAUCCUGCACGGCCCCUCGCACUCUGUCCUUAAUUUCGGGCAGAGAAUUUAAGCGGGUUUACGGGCUACGUCGUUUCUGUGUGCGCGAGAGUGUCAGCUCCGGAGAUUCUCAUGAGAAUUUUUGUAGCCGUUAUUUUCGAAAACGCGACAGGAAUUUAGACGAAUGACCCCCCCCCUGCCGCCGCCGCUGUGUAGAUUUUGUUUUACCUUUCCUGUAGAGCUUGUUGGGACUUGUGUAUGUUUUCAGACAAUUUUUUUAAAGAUUCUUAUUACUGUGACUAUUUUAAUCUUUAAGGCAGUUUUACAUAGCAAUAAUGAGUGGUGCUUUGUACUAAAAGUUUCUGUGGUUGGCAAAAGCAGUGCAGAUAGUUGUGAUCAUUCACCGCCUGUUUGGGAUUUACUUCCUGGAACUAUUUUAAGAAAAAAAUAAAAGAGAAACUUGUCUUGUUUGCAGUGUGAA
Anguilla rostrata (American eel) is the source of this 1384-nucleotide messenger RNA. It is a transcript of the gene hmgn3, whose product is annotated as high mobility group nucleosomal binding domain 3. Gene Ontology annotation, biological process: chromatin organization. Gene Ontology annotation, molecular function: nucleosomal DNA binding. NCBI's taxonomy places the organism in Eukaryota, Metazoa, Chordata, Actinopteri, Anguilliformes, Anguillidae. The record is from RefSeq and is a predicted model, not a curated record. Gene Ontology annotation, cellular component: chromatin; nucleus. The coding region runs from base 183 to 527 and encodes 114 amino acids. The transcript has 7 exons.